Apis laboriosa (Himalayan honeybee) is the source of this 7100-nucleotide messenger RNA. RefSeq names its product histone-lysine N-methyltransferase, H3 lysine-79 specific (gene gpp). The transcript has 11 exons. The record is from RefSeq and is a predicted model, not a curated record. Gene Ontology annotation, molecular function: histone H3K79 methyltransferase activity. Gene Ontology annotation, biological process: DNA repair; DNA damage checkpoint signaling; regulation of transcription regulatory region DNA binding. NCBI's taxonomy places the organism in Eukaryota, Metazoa, Arthropoda, Insecta, Hymenoptera, Apidae. Bases 647 to 4630 code for a protein of 1327 amino acids. Gene Ontology annotation, cellular component: nucleus.
UUUUUAAUAAAUCUAUUUCUUUUGAAAAUAAUAAAUAAAGUAACAUUUAAAAAAUAUAAACUAAUAACACAACAAGAAAAUUGUAUCCGCGGUCGAAAGUUCAACGGUUCCCGACGCGCAUGCGCAAUACAACAAGUUGGCGCGGAACACCCGGAUGUGCUGCCGCACGAGCACGAUACGGUAGAAGGAAGAGGCAUGACGCCAUGUUUUGAUGUCGUCAUCCCCCCCCAAACCGCUGUUUCUUGAGCAGCACAAUAGUCUGUCAGUGUUUUUCUGUUGUGCGCCUCGUGUUCCGUGUUCCUGGUGGCGGUUUUGGCAUAUUCCAUUGGCCCUCCCCAUUGUCGUGUCGAAAUUGGAUGCUUGCCUUUAAGGCUAACGCUUGUCUCUGUGGAUUGACGGUCGCUGAAGGUGGCCUUUCGUCUCUUUUCAUGUCCGGGGAAGUAACCGCGGAGCGGGGGGGUCCGCGAGCGUCGUCUACGUGGUGGUAGUGUCCUAGUGCGGGGAGGACGAGCGAUCACGAUCCUCCACCGAACGGUUAAUCCAAGUGAUUACGUCACACGAUCCUGAGCUGGGCUUUCGAAAGAAACGAUUUACUAAAGAAGUGGACGGGGACGACGACGGGGACGAAGACGACGGCCCUGCUAAAAUGGAGCUGCGCCUGCACUCGCCAGCCGGAGCAGAACCGAUCGUCUAUCAAUGGCCCCUUACUUCUGGAUCCGGAUCUGAUCGUCACGAUGGUGCACUUGAUGUUGUUGAAACAAUGAGAUGGGUUUGUGAGGAUUUGCCAGAUUUAAAACUACCAUUAGAAAAUAAUAUUUUAUGUGAUUAUGACACAAGAGAUUAUGAAAGUAUGAAAAAUUUAUGUGACAGAUUUAAUAGAGCAAUUGAUAGUUUAGUUCAGUUGGAGAAAGGCACUAGUUUACCAUCACAAAGGUUAAAUAAAAGACCUAGUCGAGGUUUAUUAAAACAUAUACUUCAACAAACAUAUAAUCAAGCAGUAGUGGAACCAGAUAAAUUAAAUCAAUAUGAACCUUUUUCACCAGAAGUUUAUGGAGAAACAAGUUAUGAAUUAGUAUGUCAAAUGAUUGAUCAGAUUGAUGUAACAGAAGAUGAUGUAUUUGUUGAUUUGGGAUCUGGAGUUGGUCAAGUAGUUCUACAAAUGGCUGCAGCUACCUUAUGUAAAAUUUGUAUUGGUGUUGAAAGAGCUGAUGUACCAUCAAGAUAUGCACAGAGUAUGGAAAUAAACUUUCGUAAAUGGUUGAAUUGGUAUGGAAAAAGAUGCGGCGAAUACCGUUUGGUAAAAGGCGAUUUUUUAGCUGAUGAACAUCGUGAAAGCAUUACCGGAGCUACAAUAGUAUUUGUCAAUAAUUUUGCAUUCGGUCCAACGGUGGAUCAUCAAUUAAAAGAACGAUUUGCUGAUUUACGGGAUGGUGCGCGCAUUGUAUCAUCAAAAUCAUUUUGCCCUCUUAAUUUUCGUAUAACGGAUAGAAAUCUCAGUGAUAUUGGCACAAUAAUGCAUGUCUCGGAAAUGUCACCGCUGAAAGGUUCUGUCUCGUGGACUGGUAAACCAGUGUCUUAUUAUCUACAUGUAAUUGAUCGUACUAAGUUAGAACGUUAUUUCCACCGCUUAAAGAACAAUAAACAAGGUGGCGAUGAAAAUUCUGAUUCUGUGAUAAAUAACACUGCCAGCAGUACUAAUAAGAUUACAAAUAGAAAUGAGAGAGGUGACAGAGCUAAACGAGAUCUUUCAAGACAGUUAGAAAGCCCAAAUCAUUCAGAACAACAAGGAACGAAUAGUGAUUCAGAUAUAGAUGAGAAUAAUAUUAAAAAUCGUCGGCAACCAAAUAAGAUUCGUAGAAAGUUAAAUAGAAAAUCUAAUGGUAUAACAAGACCUCCAGCUAGAGGCAGACAAAGAGGAAGAGGCGUGAAGAAAUCGAAACCUAAGAAAGCAAUUAAUAUUUCUGGUCUGGAUUUAUUACAUAGUCAAACAUUACUUAGUACAUCUCCACAAGCUCUGGGAAAGAAACCACCGCCUGCGCCUGGUUGUGUAGAUCAACAAUUGUCUUCAUUAUCACUUUCAUUACAAUCACAUUCCACCUCUGUACACGAAGAACUUAGUAUACCACCUGCUCCGUCCGCCACUCCAUAUGCAUUACAAAUACUUUUGGACUUGUACAGGGACCAAUUCAUGCUCAUGUUAGAAUCAAUGAGAACUCCUUCAUACAGAGUAUCAGUCAAUACAGAUAUUGCGAAAGAAAGAGAAAGAAAUUCAAAAUUGCAAUCAAGAGCGGCGCAAUUAGAAAAACAAAUAAAAGUAUUAAUUGAUGAUAGUGUAGCACUUUUAAAAGCAAGAAUGACUGAGUUAGGUAUAAAUGCAACAUCACCUGGAGAUUUACUUGCAAAAGCUAAAGAGAUAGUUCUUAGACAUAAACAAUUGCAAGCUAAAGCAAGUAAGCUGCAAGCUCAAGUUGCAUCUAUGGAAAGUGAACAAUCAAGAUUAACUGCACUUAGACAUCAAGAAUUACAAGAGAAAUAUAACAGUCUUACAAAUACGAAUGGCAUAUCAAAUCCACCACAACCACUUACUCAGGAUUACAUAUUGAAAGAAAUUUCCGCAACUUUGUCUCAACGUAAAAGAUUACAUUGCCAAGUGUCCAAAUUGGAACAUGAAUUAAAUGUGUUGGAAAGAGCAAGUAAUGAAAAACAGGUUGCUGCAAUAGCUCAACAACAAAGAGAGGCAAGUUCUAAACAUUCACAAAAUCAACAUCAUCAGCAGCAAAAUGGAAAAAGCGGAUCAUCACGAAAAAAUAGAGAAGGACGUUCUAGAUCGCAAGAAUGGCCUGACGUUCCUGAUAUUGGAAAAAUACAAGAAAAUAAUCCAGAAAUAUUGGCGCAAAAAAUUUUAGAAACUGGCAGACAAAUAGAAGCUGGUCGAAUAUUAAGCAGACAAAAUACUAAUACAAGUAAUAAUUCUAGAACCAGACUGCCACAAGCAUCUCUCAGUUUUUCUACUACAUCAUCUAUUUCAUCCUCACAAAUAAAUAAUAAAGAAACAACAAAUAGAACUCAGGAACCUCCUAGAGUUGCAAAUUUUGAAGAUAGAUUAAAAAGUAUUAUUACAAGUGUUCUAAAUGAAGAUCAACAAAAUAGAAAUAAGCAACAACAAAUGCAACUACAGGUGCAAUUACAAAAUCAGACUGAGCAAGAUAGGAAACGUAUUACAUUACCACAAAAUGUUUCUACUCCUGAUUAUACACAGGUUUCACCUGCGAAAUUAGCACUUCGCCGUCAUCUCUCUCAAGAACGUCUUUCUUCUCAUUUAACACCACCUGACAGACCAACAAUUGAUUCGAGGCAGUCAAGUCAUGAUAAUCGUAUUGUAACAGGAGGAAAUGGACUGCUCGGUACUAGAACAAUAGGUGAUUUAGUCAGUGGAGAAAUAGAAAGAACAUUAGAAAUAUCAAAUCAAUCUAUAAUAAAUGCAGCUGUCGAUAUGAGUGCAAUGAUAAGGCCAGAAACUGUAUAUUCUCCUAUUAGUAGACCAGCUAGUGCAGAAGGUGAUGCUGGUUUAUCAACUCUUGCUCAUGUAGCUAGUUAUGCUCCAACUUGUUCUGCAGUUUCAACAUGCACUCCUACUACCACUUCAAGAUCAUCUGUAUUAUUUACACCAGUAACACAACCACAAAGAUAUACACCAGUUCAAUUACCUCGUGCAGACAUAAAACCUUAUCAUGAAUCAUAUUUCUCUGACAAUCCUUCUCAAUCACUUACACAGAGUCAUCCUCCACCAUCAUUACAUUCAUCACAGACUACAUCAAAUGGAGAGCUUUUGCCAGUAGAAGGAUUAGCUGCAUCUUUACAUGCUCGUAUAUUAAAUAAUCACAAUACUAAAACUGAAUCAAUGCUGACUACAAAUAGAAGAUUUCAACCAUAUCCUCGAUAUGCAACAAGUAGCAACAAUAAUGGCAGUGCAACAACAAAUGGUAUGGUGACAGCCAUUUGUCAAUCACAAUCUUCAAUGUCAGUAAAAACAGAGGCAGUCGUGUCAUCAGUAAGCACAAGUGGAGCGCCAUUAAGUCCUCUUGUAGAACCACAUUCUAAUACAUCUACACCACUAGUUGAUGAACCUCAAAUGACAACACAGAGACAACGAAAUGGUAUUGGCGAUGACGAUGGAGAGGCAGAUUGGCAAGAUCGUAUCAGUUCUGGAUUUGAUAGACUGGUUGCGUUCGCGUCUACAGAAUUAGAUAAGCGAAGAAGGUCGACAGAGGGAGUAAAUACGAGUCCUGAUAGUGGUUUAGGAUCUGAUAGCACUGUGACAGGACCUCCACCAGUAAUUCCAUCACCGGACGAAGCAUUAGGACCUCCUCGUACACCUUCACCGACUAGUCCUCGUCCACCCAAUCCCUCCAAUGGUAGUACGAGCAGUAACAGCAGCAGUAAUAGUAGCACAUCUUCAGUGCCUCUAAAAUAUCAACGUCAACUGGAUCCGGAACGACAUCAUUUUAAGAAAAAGUUUUUUCAUAGAGAUUGGAAUAAUUCUGGUAGUACCAGUAAGUUUCGUCCUAAAGGCAAGGAUUGGGAUUGGAAUCAUUCAGGACAGUGGCCUUCGAAUGACGAACAAUCUUAAUCAACUUUUUAUACAUCCUAUCUAAAAAAAAGCAAGUAUAUUAAGCUUUUAAUUUUUUUUAUGAUUAUUAGGUUCGCAGUAAUUGAAUUGGACAUAGUCCGUAUUUCCUUGGUUGCGAGACAGUAGAAUUCUAUUUAUCUGAACUCUAUUAAUGAAAUUUUUAGCGUCUAAUUAACUAAAGUUUUAUUGAAUCUAUUUAUUUAAAGAUGAAUUAUUAUUUGAUUUAAAUCGUAGGUAAUGAGGAGAGUCAAUAAUCUCCUACUAUAUGAAUUCUAAUUACAUGAAUUGUUUAUCUUUUAAUACAUUCAGAUAAAUGUAAUUCUAUUGAAUAUAUUUUUCAUAAUAGAAAUAUUAUUUCUUUUCCUUCUGCUUUUUGCAGUGAAUCCUUAAUUAUUUCAUGUACAAUGUUAGUACAUUAGAUAUCUUUAUAGUAAAUAAUUCUAUAAAGCACGAUUCUCAAUUAGAGUUACGACUUUUUUUCUUUUUCGUUUUUUUUCUUCUUUUUUGUAUUAAAAAAGAAGCGACAUUCGAGCUAAGGGCUCUCUAAUUUGUUUUUGCUUUCAUAUGUUUCAUUACAUAUAAAUAUAUUUAUUUAAUAGAUAUCUUCAUUAUGAGGCUAAAUGUACUGUGAAAUUUAUUCGAAAUAUUAUAUUUCGAUUCAAAAUGUAUUAUGAAAUUUUUUCGAAAUGUUAUAUUUCGAUCAAAAAUGUACUGUGAAAUUUUUUCGAAAUGUUAUAUUUCGAUCAAAAAUCUAAUAUUUAGCCAUAUAUAGAUAUGAACCUAUAUACACGCAUAUAGAUAUGAAGGUCAGAGAAACAUGAAAAAUAUUGCUAAUUAAUAAUAAUACUCACUGGUGAGUAUUUAAACUGAAUAUUAUCAUUUUUGCUAAAAGAAAAAGAAAACAUUUUAAAAUAUAAUCAUUGUCGAUUUGAUAUAUCAUUGUCAAUUUGACAUACGAUAAAAAUGUGUUUGCCUUCAUAAAUAUAUGCUAAUACCAUAGAGAUUAUAUUCCGUGAAAAAAAAAGAAAAAAAAAAAGGAGGAAAUAUUAAAAAUUUAUAAAUGGACGCGUCUAUAGUACACGACCAUUAUAUGUAAAAUGUAGUAAAGCAAAUGAAAGUGCUGUGUAAAAAAUGUACUAUAUGUGAACGUUGAAGCUAACAUAACUAGCUGACAAAUUGGAAAGAAAAAAGCUACCAAAACCUAUGUGUGUUCGUAGCAAAUAUUCGCUGCAUAUUUUAUACGCGGCUCUGUAUCCCCUGAUUGUUUCUUGAGGAUGCAGUAUCGAAGUGUUCACUGUUGUUCAUAAAUGAAAUAUGACAACAGAUAGCAAAGAAUAGUCAUUUCACUAACCAGAAAUUAAAUUUAAUUCAUUUUUCCUUUUUCUGUUUUUGUUUCUUUUUCUGGCACAAAUUUACCCACUGAUUUGUAAGAUUGUGCAAAAUAAUCCAAAGAACAAUCUCUCUACGAGAGUUAAAUAGACAAUUUUUCCCAGCAGGGUUUGAUGACUUGAAAUAAUCUCAUUGAUAUGAGAUUCGAUUUGUAAAUAUGAUGCGACGCACUUUUUAAAAAAAUAGACGCAUCUACGUUGUAUAAAAGAUUUUUUAGUCAUUGUGUCCUAAAUAUAGCGCAAAAGAUUUGUAGAGAGAAAGAGAGUGAGAGCAAGAGCGAAAGAGAGAGAAAGAGAGAGAGAGAGAGAGAGAGAGAGAGAGAGAGAGAGAGAGAGAGAGAGAAAGGGGAAUGAGCGAGUAAGAGAAACAACCAAGUGAAUUUCAUGGAUUGAAAUGUAAAAAAAGAAAAAAGAAAAGAGCCAGAAAAAAUCGAUCGCUCGCCGUACUUGAUUGUAAUUAGUUAUCAAAUUAUUUAAUAAUCCCCUUAUACAUUAAUAUGAUAUAAUUAAAUAAUGAUGUAGGCACCUGCCAAGUUUAGCAUGUUAUAUACACUGCCGAAACUUCUAUUAAUUUUAUUAUUGAUCAUGAUUAUUAUUUAUUGUUUUUUAUUGAAAUAUUUUAAUACUAAGGUUUUUGUAACAAGCAUAUUUUCUCUUUCAUUCCUACCUUCCAUUUGCGUGAUUUAUCAUAUAGUAAAAAAAUAAAAAAAAUGAAUCUUGCAAAUCGUGGUAUAAUGAAAAAUAUUGAUAUUGUUGUAUUGUUAUCAUUUUAUUUGCUCGAUCUCUUCAGCGCCGAGAAGAAGAAAUAAGAGAGAAAAAUAACAUAGAAAGGUAGAUAAAUUUUUAAGCGUAUAUCAUCAAUUGAAGAAAUUUAUUACAAAAUUGCCUGAUUAUGUUAAUCAUUAUCUAUGCAAUAAUAUACUUUUGUUGUAAACGAAAGGAAGUGCUAGUACGUUUGUUAGGAUAAUACAUUGAUUUGCUGCGUGAGCGAACAAUGGUUGAAAUAUAGGUAUAUGUAUAUACAUAUAUAUAUAUAUAUAUAUGUAUAUAUAUACCAGAAAUGAUCAUAAUACGAUUUUAUA